AUGAGGGAAGAGAAGAUGGACAUCGUGCGCCAGCUACUGGAAGCCCGCGCCGACCCCAACGUCGCCGAUCCGAAGAGCGGGGAGAAGCUGCUGAUAAAGGAGGUGAUAUUGGGUGAGGAAGCGAUGGAGGGCGAGGAGGCGAUGGUGCAGAUGCUGCUCUCACACGGUGCUGACGCCAACGCUGCCGUGAACUCGUACGGAGAUACCUCCCUGCACAUCGCGGCUUACUCUGGCCGGAUGGACAUCAUGCGCCUGCUACUGAAGGCCCGCGCCAACCCCAACGUCGCCAAUACGGAGAGCGGGGAGACGCUACUGAUGAAGGCGGUGAAGGAGGGCGAGGAGGCGAUGGUGCGGAUGCUGCUCUCAAUGUCCUAA
Molecule: messenger RNA, 375 nt
Organism: Priapulus caudatus
Lineage: Eukaryota; Metazoa; Priapulida; Priapulimorpha; Priapulimorphida; Priapulidae
Product: ankyrin repeat domain-containing protein 54-like
Exons: 3
Coding region: 1-375 (124 amino acids)
Molecular function (GO): protein binding
Source: RefSeq, a predicted model, not a curated record